Molecule: messenger RNA, 1224 nt
Organism: Culicoides brevitarsis
Lineage: Eukaryota; Metazoa; Arthropoda; Insecta; Diptera; Ceratopogonidae
Product: zinc finger protein 501-like
Exons: 2
Coding region: 60-1151 (363 amino acids)
Biological process (GO): regulation of transcription by RNA polymerase II
Cellular component (GO): nucleus
Molecular function (GO): DNA-binding transcription factor activity, RNA polymerase II-specific; RNA polymerase II transcription regulatory region sequence-specific DNA binding; zinc ion binding
Source: RefSeq, a predicted model, not a curated record
UUUGAUGAAAAGGUAACAACAACAAAAAUAUCCUUUUCUACAAAUUUAAAACAUGUAAAAUGUCUAUUUCCGCACAAAAUACUGAUCAAUGUCGCGUUUGUCUUUGUACAACAACAGAGCUUACUUCAAUACUUGAUAAAACGUUGCAAGAAGUUUAUUUUAUUCUCUCAACUAUUCAGGUUUCUGAAGACGAUAAAAUAUCAACUAAAGUGUGUCUUCAUUGUGCUAAAAAGUUAGAGGAUGUAAAUUCGUUCAGAGAUUUGUGUAUCAAAUCACAUCGAAUUUUGUUAGAGAGCUCAAAAGCAAAUGAAAUUUACACAGUAGUAUCGUGUUUUGAAGAAAAUCUACAAGAAAUUGAAGAAUCUACACGAAUAAAAAAAAAUCUUUUGAAAUGUCCUCAUGAAAAUUGUACACAAGUAUUUUUGAAGCAAGCUCGAUUAGAUAGCCAUUUGAGAAAUCAUGAAGGCGAAAAACCUGAAAUUUGUCAGGAAUGCGGAAAGUCUUUCAAUAGUUAUAAAAACCUAAAACGACAUUUGGAAACGCACUCUGAAAUAAAACGCUUCAAAUGCCAAUAUUGCGAGAAAACAUUUCGUACAUCGCAUAAUCUGAAAGUACACGAAAACGGAGUUCAUACAAAGGAGAACAAAUUCGUUUGUCAUAUUUGUGGCUUGAGUUUUGUGAAUGCAACGGGAUUGAUUGUGCAUCAGAAACGACAUACAGAUGAGAAAAAAUAUCAAUGCAACGAAUGUCCUCGCAUGUACAAAUCAAGAUCCGAGUUGAAAGAUCAUUUGAUUCGUCACAGAGGAAUUCGAGAUGUUAUUUGUCCCAUUUGUCAAGCAACUUUCCUCGUUAAGAAAGAUUUGAAACUGCAUCAAAGACAAGUUCAUGAUCCACGAAGAGACUUUCAAUGCAACGAAUGUGACAAAAAAUACAAGAAAAAAUGGCAAUUAGAAACGCACUUGAGAACUCAUACAAACGAGAGAAUUUUUGCAUGCUCGUACUGUGAUAAAGCCUUUUUCAAGAAAUUUACAUUAAAAAAACAUACUUUUUCUCACACAGGAGAACGCCCUUUCAAAUGUACAAAAUGCCCAAAAGCUUAUACAGAAAUUUUCAUUUUGAAAAGGCAUAUGAGACAACAACAUUCAGAAUGAUAUCUAAAAUUAUUUAAAAAGUAAAUUAAAGAAAUAAAUGAGCGAAAUUUUAAACGUAUUUUUGCUUCGAAAA